Saccostrea cuccullata (small rock oyster) is the source of this 5341-nucleotide messenger RNA. RefSeq names its product serine/threonine-protein phosphatase 6 regulatory subunit 3-like. Lineage: Eukaryota; Metazoa; Mollusca; Bivalvia; Ostreida; Ostreidae. Gene Ontology annotation, molecular function: protein phosphatase binding; protein phosphatase regulator activity. The transcript is spliced from 28 exons. Gene Ontology annotation, cellular component: nucleus; cytosol. The record is from RefSeq and is a predicted model, not a curated record. The coding region runs from base 285 to 3317 and encodes 1010 amino acids.
AUACCGAUUUCGAUCAAGAAAGAGACGCCAUUUUGGUACAGUUUAUCUCGAUUCCCGCUUGUGAAGAUGAGAAAUUGACAAGUUUUAGGAACUAGUUGCACACUUUAAUAUUUUAUUUCUUUAGUUUAACAAUGUAUGCUAUUUAAUGCUACUUUGCAAACUGUUUUUAUGACACAUGUGUCCAUAAAGCUAAGUAACUCGUGUAAAGUGAUGAACCCUAGUUGAGUGCCCUCUUGAACUAGUAUAUAUUUUCUUCAGAAAGUAUUUAUUGAUAGGCUUUCAACAUGUUUUGGAAGUUUAAUCUUAUAACUACCUCCCAUAUUGACACGAUUCUGGAAAAAGAGGAUGUCACCUUGCAAGAGCUUAUGGACGAAGAAGACAUUCUUCAAGAAUGUAAAUCACAGAAUACGAAGUUGAUUGAAUUUAUAACAAAACCAGAAAACAUGGAGGAAAUGGUGAAGUUAAUAACAGUAGAGCCAACCGAUUCAGAUGAUGAGAAACUCAGAUACAAAUACCCAAACACUGCCUGUGAGCUGUUGACAUCUGAUGUGUCACAAAUCAACGAUGCCCUCGCUGACAAUGAAGAGUUGGUCAAAAAACUGUAUGCAUUCUUGGAAAUGGAAAAACCAUUGAACCCUUUAUUGGCCAGUUUCUUCAGUAAAGUCAUGGGGUUGCUGAUCACAAGGAAAAGUGAAAUGAUAUUUAACUUCCUAAAAUCCCAGGAAGAUUUUGUGGGAACAUUACUGGACCAUAUAGGCACUUCAGCUAUAAUGGACCUUCUUCUGAGACUGUUAACCUGUGUGGAGUGGGUGGAACUUAGGAAGGCAGUCAUUGAGUGGUUGAAUGAAAAACAGAUAGUGGAGAGACUGAUUGGGUGUAUUGUGCCUACUCAAGAUGAAGAUGUUCACUGCAAUGCAGCCCAGUCUCUCUGUGACAUUGUGAGGCUCGGACGGGAGCAACUGUCACAGCUACAGGACAGAACCGAAACAGACCCUCUACUUAACACAGUGGAACAAGAGGACAAUGUAGCUGACCUGUUGACAAAUAUGUUAGACACAGGGAAGAAUGAAUCUGUCAUAGUAAAUGGAUUGUCUGUGAUACAAACUCUAUUAGAAUUUAGAAAACAAGGCCCAGAAGGCUCUACAGACCAGAUCACCUCACUGGAUACAGAUCGCCUGGCCCAGGGGGUCACUAACGUCUUACUGGCUAUUACCCCCAGACUUAAAGAUUUCCACAGUCUUCUGGUAGAACCCCCCAAGCAACGUUUUGAGACGAUGCCAACAACCGUAGGAAAUUUGGAUCCUCCUCUGGGCAAUACACGUCUCCAAACUGUUAGGCUUAUAGCCGCAGUGGUUUUAACAAACACACAUACUGUUAAUGUAGAGUUAGCCAAUUUAGGAACAACUAAGGUUUUACUUGAUUUAUUUUUUCAUUAUACUUGGAAUAACUUUUUGCAUACCCAUGUAAGUCAGUGCGUAAACACUAUUCUGUAUAAUUCUCCGGUGGAAGUCGAAGGAAAGAAAGAGCAUCCACUUUUAGCUCAGUUAUUUUCUGACUGCAAUAUAUUACAAAGAAUUAUGGAUGUUUGGGAAGAAAAUGACCAACAGCAAAGUGAAGAUAAGGGUAAGAGAAGAGGGUACAUGGGGCAUCUAACAAAAAUGGCAAAUGAUAUCGUGGCUGUGAUGGAAAAGGGAGAAAACUCUGAUUUGGUCAAAGACUGCAUUGCAGAAUUACCAGAGGAGGUCAGGGAGAGAUGGGACAAUUUCCAGGCUGGUUCAUUAUUAGAUGUCAACAAGAGGAACACCGUAGAAUCUAUGCGUGGUCGACCUUUGACUUCUAGUAGUGACGACGAAGAGAGUGAUUUCCGAGACAUUCCAUUCCCUCAGGAUGCGGCCAUGCAACAGGCCUUCUCUGAUUACCAGCUGCAACAGAUGACGUCCAACUUCAUCGACCAAUUUGGUUUCAAUGAAGAAGAGUUCCAGGAGCAAGAAGAAAAGGCUGAUUCACCCUUUGGGGAUCGUAUCUCCAGCAUAGAUUUCACAGUGCAAGCAGGAGAUGACAAUAGUACAGCAGCCUCUAUGUUUGAGCAGGCCUGCAAUGAGAGAAUUCAGCAGUUUGAUGAUAACGACAGUGAUGAGGACAUAUGGGAAGAAAAGGAAAUCACAUUCUCACCUAAUGCUCAGCAACCCAACCGAGCCACUCGGUUACCGGAGACCCGGGAUGAUAGUGAUAGUACAGACAGUGAGGAGGAACUGGACUCCCCUCGAAAAAUUGUCUCGCAGCCAAACGAAAAAAUGGAUGUAGAUAAUAGUGAAAAUUGGGCCAAUUUUGAUGACGUAGCAACAGAGUCUGUUCCUGUUGCUAUGGAUACUUCUUCCUGGAGUCAGACAUCUACCUCCGCUGAAGCUUCAUCAUCGAGCGAAAAAUCGGAGAAGUGGGCCGACUUCAGCAACAAGUUUCCCAGGGAGGAGACCAGCCGAGAUAACUGGGCAGAUUUUAGCAAUAUUAGAGAUUUGUCAGCUACUGAUCCAGGACCCAGAAGUAGUUCCCCUGUAGCUAUGGAUACUAAUGAAGUCAACUCUAGGCCUGCUGCUUACUGUAAGUAUCAUGCUAGAAUCCAGAAUAAAAUUAAUGAUAAGCGUGUAAACAUCGUAGGUGAUGUCCUCAAAUUCUCAGCAGACCUGGCAGUGGAGUUGAACAGUGAGGAGCUGAGGACAGAGGACCUGACCGAGGAGAAGGACAGCAUGGUCCAGGAGGAGGAGGUGUCCUCAACAUCAGACGACGCCACCUCACCCCCACAGACUCCUAGGUUAUCUAACUCCUCACCCAAACAACAGGCUAGUUCAGAGGAGCCUGAAGAACCUUCAUCUUCCACCCCCACAAUUCCUGCCACCCCUCCUCCAGUUGUUGCCUCGCCCUCCCCUCAGCACACUCCUCCAGUGAGGCCCUCAGGAUCAGAAGACGAGGGGAGUUCAGUGGACGCCGCCCCCUCCUCCUCUGUGGACAGGGCACCUGCUGCGGCGCCCGAGGUCUCCUGUUCCUCCUCAGACAGCUCUGUGGACGGACAGCAAGACAGGAUUGAAGACUCCCUCAGUGAUAACUUUGAUUUCCUGACAAAUGCUGGACUGAUGAAAUCACCAGUUAAUCUUCAGGGAUCUGGGGACAAAGCCGUGGAGGCUAAUGGCCCCCUCCCUGAGUCCUCCAACAUCAAAGAGAAUCCAUCCUCCGAAACAUUAGCUCAAGCCAAAGACUCACCAGAAAAAAGUGACACUGUUUUAAGUUCAACAUCACCAACACUACAGAAUGGGCCCGUUUGAUCUGUAGGUGUCUGUUAGAGUUGGUUUUAUAUAAUAUAAUAUAAUGUAUAUGGUGUGAUCAAGUCUGUCUGGCAGCGUACAGCCUUAUACAACACGGCCUGUGAUUGGAUGUGAAUGAUAUCUUACAUGCCCUCUGAUUGGAUGUGAAUGCUUGUGGCAGAAAACUUUUAUAGAGCAUGUGGGGAAAACAAGUGAAGCAUUUUACAAUUCAUUCUAUGGGACACAAACAGUAUUUUUGCUGAUGAGAAGUUAUUCUUUGUCAACUUUAUUUUAUCAAGAGAAUUUUGAGGCCAACUAUUUUUUUUGUUUAAGAUGUAUAGAUGUAAUAAGAGAAAUCAAAUGAAUUAUUUUACAGUGUUGCAGCAGACAAUACUGGUUGUAAAUAAAAGUUUUUGUAAAGAUAUAUUCCCUGUGUAGAUAGUCUCAGCCAAAAGUCUGCCGUGGACUUCUAUAAUAUUCUGUGAUGUAUCAAGCUACUGGUCCCGUACUUUGUCUUCUGUGAUACCUAUGCCUGGUCUCUGAUUGUGGGGUCCAGUUAGUAACUGCACUCCUCCUACCCACGUGCAUCUUCUUGAUGAAACUUACUUUAUGUGAAGAAUUUUUGGAAGGUUUAAAAGUACAAUUUAAUUUUACCAUAUUACAUUUUAUUUAUUAAUGUACGGGUACUGAAACAGAUGAAAGGGUGGCCUAAUCAUUGUUCUCAGUUCAAUUAUUUAUGAAAAAGUGUGGUUUUGUGCAAGGGGGAGGGGUUUAGGGGGAUGCAGCCCUGCUUUCACUAACUGGACCCCGCUCCGCCACUACCACUCAACAUUGCUAUAUUCUACAGGUUGGUGCUUGAUAUAUUCACAGUAAUUUUCUGCAUAUCAAAUUGAAAGACAUGCUACAUUUUCUGGCUUGAAUCGUAUCAUAAAUGCUUCAUUAUUGUACAUUUAGUUUGACUAUUUGAAAUAAUUUCAUUCAAGUAUUGUAUUAAGGUUUUGCAUUCAUAGUUUUUCACCCUGUAAUGCUUACUUGCAGUACCUGUACUUCACUUAUAGGUUAUUUAAAGGUAUACAAAGAAAUAAUAAAUGAAGAGACAAUUUUCUUGGCAUGUUAUUGAUUAUUGACAUCAUUUCAAAAAGCAAUUGUAUGAUACAUGGAGGUUCUUCAGAGAGAUAAAAAUGUAUUAACCUGUGUGUUCAAGAGAGAAGUAGAGAAUUAGACAUGUUCAUGCUUUAUUACAUGGUAUAAGAGAUUAAACUUGCUAAAUGGUUGCAAUUCAGAGACAUAAUUUAAACUGUGCCACAUGCAUUUCCAAUGCUAGGACAUUGAUCCACAUUUGUUAUCCCGGAAUUUCAAACUACAUGUAUGGACCAAAUAGAAUGUGCCAUAGCUAUGGUCUUUUGUUUUUUGUAGUGCAUUGAAAUUUUGUGUUCAAGAGGCUCUGCACUUGAUUUUGUUGAAAAAGAUUUGUAAAGUAAUGAAAGGAAAGGAAGAAUCUGAAUUUUAAGUUUGAAGAAUUUUUAUUUGCAUCCAUGUCAUUUUUCAGAAAUUGAUAUUUUUAUCCUCCUGCACUUGUUAUUCACAUGAAUUGCACACACUAUGGUGUUUGUAAAAUGCUAGAUGAAUUGUCAACUAUGAAAGGAUACCUCAAUUGAACAAGAUGUUCUUGCAUUCACACUAGAAUGUUACUCUGUUAAAUGGUUGAGUUGGUAUCCUUUGUAAUAGUACUGUACAUAACAAUCAAAUUUCUUUUUAGUGUAUAUAGAUAUUUUUGUAUGUCAUGCUGAGUGUUAGUGGCCUCAGAGGGGGGUUUAUUUAUUUGACUUUUAAUGGUUCACGCCCAGCUCUGGGGGUCAGUCAGCUACUGUUUUAAUAUUACAGGUAGGAUAUAUCAUAUGCAACUCUAGGCAGUAGUGUUUUUUAUACCAGGGGAAAACAGUUUUAUGUCAUUGUCAAAUCAAAUAUUUUGUGCAGAUCAUAGAUUUCCAAUGCAGUAACAUGUACAUAAAACAAAAAUAUAUUAAAACAAACAAAAUCUUUAA